Ascochyta rabiei is the source of this 1611-nucleotide messenger RNA. RefSeq lists its product as uncharacterized. Gene Ontology annotation, molecular function: ATP binding; D-glucose binding; glucokinase activity. Gene Ontology annotation, biological process: glucose 6-phosphate metabolic process; glycolytic process; intracellular glucose homeostasis. The record is from RefSeq and is a predicted model, not a curated record. Bases 1 to 1611 code for a protein of 536 amino acids. NCBI's taxonomy places the organism in Eukaryota, Fungi, Ascomycota, Dothideomycetes, Pleosporales, Didymellaceae. Gene Ontology annotation, cellular component: mitochondrion; cytosol. The transcript is spliced from 2 exons.
AUGGUCCCCUUCCAGGAGUCAGGAGACGUCCAUGAUGUUUUUCACGAGCUGACAAGCUGCCUUGACACCAAAACACUGCUCGACCUCGCACGCCGGUUCUCGGAGACGUACGAAAACCUUGCGAGAGAUUCCACUGAGCACUUCCUGGUAACACCUGUGACUGCCCUGCCAACUGGAAAAGAGCAGGGUAGAUUUCUUGCUAUCGAUCUUGGUGGUUCAAACCUAAGAGUUGGGUUUGUGGAGCUGGCAGGGGACUUGGACAAGCCUGGACGCUCUGGGAAUCAAGCUCACCAUGGUAGAGGCCAUUUCCCUGCCAAGAUUAACAGGAGCCAUGACAAAAGUUGGUCUAUUGGAGAUCACCUAAAAAUGGACAAGCCAGAGGAUCUCUUCAAGUGGGUUGGCGACUGCAUGGCUGAGGUCGUGGCAGACGCCAUUAACGACACAACAAUCUCAAAAGACAAAGAGGUACUGCUAGGCGUUACGUUCAGCUUUCCGAUGGCGCAAACAAGCUUGUCAGAAGCUAGGUUGUUACCCAUGGGAAAGGGCUUCGCCAUCAACACGCACUUGAACCUUGGUGAGAUGCUGCUCGCUGGCUACGCACGCCAUUGCUCGGUAUCUUCUACAGAUGGUAUUUUGGCCGAUGAUGCAACCGAUGCGAAAAGUGACGAUCUACUACCGAGCCUGCGAGUAGCGGCCAUCACCAACGACACAGUAGCGACAUUUGUCUCGUUGGCAUACACGGUCAACUCCACACGGAGCAGUCGUGUCACCAUGGGUCUCAUUGUAGGGACAGGAACUAACGCUACCAUACCCAUGAGGCCCACCAGCCUGCAUCCUUCGAAGCUGAGCGGCAUACAGCAGUCAGAGGCACCGGACAGUAUCGUCAUCAACACGGAGUGGACUAUUCGCGGCACCGACAAACCACUCGAAGCGCUAGGAAUCAAGACACGUUGGGAUCGAACCUUGGAUCAAAACAGCGAUGCACCUGGCUUCCAGCCUUUCGAGUACAUGACCUCUGGACGAUAUCUCGGCGAAAUCGUGCGUAUGGCGUUUGUUUACAUCGUCUCGCUGGACACCGACAUGGACAGAAUCCCAUACAUCCUGCAAGACAAGAACGCACUACCGACAAGAUUCCUUUCAGAGACCGUCGCUCGUUUAGACCACAAUAGUUUACGAGAGCUGCUGGCCAAGGAAUAUCCCUCAAACGUGGCCGGAGAUGAUAGUUUCUGGACAGCAACGCGUGUCCAUCUGCUCCGUAGUCUAGCCCAGACCGUUCAACAACGCUCGUCCGCACUGAUAGCCGCUGCCUCCGUUGGUCUCUUGGGUUGUGCAGGUGAUAUCAGUUUGACCCAGAGGAGCACAACGCAGCCGAGCCUCUCGGGGAGCGAAUCAGACGUUCCACCGGACAUGGAAGAGCUUGUGAUUGCAUACACAGGAAGCACCAUCUCACAGUACCCUCAUUGGCUAGAAGACUGCCAAAAAUGGAUAGAUGAGCUUGUGACCGCAUCCGGGCUGAACUCCGGUAGGAGAGUGGUAUUGAGGGAAGCUGUGGAUGGUGGCAUCGUUGGGGCUGCUGUGCUCGCUGGCAUGGAAAACAAGAUGUUGCAAUAG